GUGCACUCUGCUUUUUUAGUUGUUCUACAACAUGCUUGGACCAUCGUUGCUUUUUUUUCUUUUCGUUGGCUUUGCUAAUGGCAGUAAAUCAUGUGACCGGAAGGAGAUGGAAGAUACAAUUUGCAGUCUCUGUGGACAAAGGAAAGGAACUCAACUUACAAGAGGGAGUGGUAAGCAAAUUGCCUUUUAUGCCUAUAUAUCCAGUAACAUUCAAGGGAAGACACUAUCCAAGCACAAAAUUUUCGUUUAUGAUCGCGUUGAGACGAACAUUGGUAACGGAUAUGACGCCACGUCGGGAAAGUUCACAGCUCCAGAGAGAGGGGUAUACGUCAUACACACAACUACUUUUUCUUACAAUAGAUCAUGCAGUGUUAUAGAAUUAGUAAAAAAUGGAGUCGUUAAAGACGUUGCAUAUGCUGACUCGGGAAAUCACGAUGAUGCAGCCUCAGCUUCUACACUGACAAUUUUGAAUUUGAAGAAAGGAGAUGUAAUAAACACCAGAGUUGGAGUGAGGUAUGGUGGAUCAUACCUACCGAGCAACGACUUUGCCCGAAUAAGUUUCUCUGGAUUUAAACUCAUGUGAAAUGAAUGAUCUGGAAUA
Saccostrea cuccullata (small rock oyster) is the source of this 601-nucleotide messenger RNA. Its product is annotated as complement C1q-like protein 2. Gene Ontology annotation, molecular function: protein binding. The record is from RefSeq and is a predicted model, not a curated record. Lineage: Eukaryota; Metazoa; Mollusca; Bivalvia; Ostreida; Ostreidae. The transcript is spliced from 2 exons. The coding region runs from base 32 to 583 and encodes 183 amino acids.